GGAAGGAAGGAAGGAAGGGAGUGAAUAAUGAAUGGGAUGGUUUCAAUUUUCAAUCUUUUGAAAGACAGUGUUUAGGGUUAAGAGAAGAGAAAAAGAAGAAGAAGAAGAAGAAGAAAGGAUUGCAUUUCAUUUUCAUUCUCAUUUUCUUUUCGAAGUGAAGCCAUGGCGAUGGCCCUUUCGAACUCGAUGAGGCAGAGACGCUCUCAGCCUUCUGAUUCGGCGCCAUCUCAGCCGUACACGAAGCUCGACAAGCCCCAGAAAUCGGACGGCGAAGACAAAGGGUUGGGGUGGUUGUUGCCGUUUCUGGCUUUGGGAUUUUUGAGGUACACGAGUGCAACCUCCAACAUCAUCCACGAUUGUGAUGAGGUUUUCAAUUACUGGGAACCCCUUCAUUACCUUCUCUACAAAACUGGCUUCCAGACAUGGGAAUAUAGUUCACAGUUUGCUCUUCGGUCGUAUUUGUACCUUUUGUUUCAUGAAAUAGUGGGUCGACCAGCUUCAUGGUUGUUUGGUGAGGAAAAGGUCAGAGUAUUCUAUGCUGUGAGAUUCUUUCUUGGUCUUCUCUCUGUUUUCACAGAAACUGUUCUCGUGGUAGCUCUUUCAAGAAAGUAUGGAAAACGACUUGCUUGUUAUGCACUUGCUAUGCUGUGCCUAACUAGUGGCUGUUUCUUUGCUAGCACAAGUUUCUUGCCAAGUUCGUUUUCUAUGUACGCAAUGUCUCUUGCAUCAGGUUUAUUUCUUCUUGAUAGACCUGCUUCAGCAGUUGCUGCUGCUGCUAUUGGUGUAAUACUUGGCUGGCCAUUCUCAAUAUUGGCUUUCCUUCCGGUGACACUUUAUUCUUUAUCUAGAAAAUUCAAACAGGCAUUCAUUGCUGGGGCUGUCACAUCAGUUAUUCUCCUUGCAUUGUCAAUAGUUAUUGACUUUUACUAUUAUGGAAGAUGGACUUCAUCUGUCUUGAAUCUUUUAAUAUACAACGUAGCUGGAGGCGGGGAAAGCCAUCUGUACGGGACUGAAGGGCUUCUUUUUUAUCUGAGGAAUGGAUUUAACAAUUUCAACUUUUGCUUUGUUCUUGCUCUUCUGUUCUUGGGAAUUUUGCCUAUUGCAAAGAAGAAAUAUGCACCAGACCUACUGAUUGUGAUAUCUCCGGUGUAUAUUUGGCUGGGGUUUAUGUCUUUGCAGCCACAUAAAGAAGAAAGGUUCCUUUAUCCAAUAUAUCCACUUAUUUGUGUUGCUGCUUCAGCUGUCAUUGAGAGCUUCCCUGAUCUUUUCCGUAACAAAUAUGAUCCAAACGAUAAUUCUAUAAUAGUGAUGGUAGCCAAAUUUCUGAGACCAGUGUUUCUCAGUCUGAUAUUAUAUUCCUCUCACGCUCGUACAUUUUCUCUGACUAAUGGUUACUCAGCUCCCUUGGGGGUUUACAAGAUUUUAGAGCACCAUGGCUAUGCAGAAAACGGUUCUGUACUUUGUGUUGGAAGUGAAUGGCACCGCUUUCCAUCAUCAUUUUUCAUCCCAGAUUAUGUGGGACAGGUUCGAUGGAUUGAUGAUGGGUUCCGAGGUCUUCUUCCUAUCCAGUUUAAUUCUACCCUAGGUGGGACUGCAGCAGCACCGCCGUAUUUUAACGAUAAGAACAAGGCAUCAAAUGAACAAUACCUCCAUGAUAUUGAUGCAUGUACUUACCUUGUCGAGCUGCAGCUAAAGCGGCCUUACUUGACUCGUGGAAGUGAUUUGUCAACAUGGGAGGCUAUUGCUGCAUUGCCUUAUCUGGACCGGGAGCUUUCACCACCUUUGUAUAGGUCUUUUUUCAUCCCUUACCUUUGGUAUGAGAAGAAUGUUUUUGGCAUGUAUAAGUUGCUUAAAAGAAUACCCAAAUAAAAGGGAAAAUGGUGGAUUUACAAGAAAACCAUUUUUGUUAGAGACAGUAAGUUUGUAGGAUUUUCCUCUAUCUGUUGUUGAAUAUUUGAUUUAGUUCUAAUCAGCUUAAGUUUCUACCUUGUUGUAAUGAAUGUUGUCCUACUUUCUCCCACACAAGCAUUCAGUUCAUUAAUCAUGUUCAGUGCAAUUUGUAACACCAAGUUCAGAUGAAGACAUUCUGCAUAUUCUA
This is a messenger RNA of Gastrolobium bilobum, 2098 nucleotides long. Its product is annotated as dol-P-Man:Man(6)GlcNAc(2)-PP-Dol alpha-1,2-mannosyltransferase. Bases 163 to 1869 code for a protein of 568 amino acids. The record is from RefSeq and is a predicted model, not a curated record. NCBI's taxonomy places the organism in Eukaryota, Viridiplantae, Streptophyta, Magnoliopsida, Fabales, Fabaceae. Gene Ontology annotation, cellular component: endoplasmic reticulum membrane. The transcript has 10 exons. Gene Ontology annotation, molecular function: alpha-1,2-mannosyltransferase activity. Gene Ontology annotation, biological process: protein N-linked glycosylation.